GCAGAUAUCCAUUCAGCCCCCCUCCCUCUGGUCAACAACACAAGCUGCACAGAGAAGCAAAAUGGCCGAUAGUAAACUAACCGACCUCACAGCGCUUUGCAACCACCAAGAGGUUAUACAUGUGUAGUUUACAGCGAAAACUACAUUCGUACGAAGGGAUAUACGUUAACUGAAUUUCUCGAUUGUUAACAUUUAGCCUUUUGGUGAUGUUAUUUCUUAUUUGGUUUAGGCUUGAACUACCGUUAGAUUGCUAAACUAGCUUUAGCUAAAUAGGUCUGCAAGAAUUUCACAAAGUACUUUAUGUUUGAUUCCUGAGAUAGGAGAAUCAGGAAAGGGAACAGCAGUUCAUGGAAGACAAGAAAAAGAAGAAAGAGGAUAAAAAGAAAAGGGAAGCUUCCCAGAAGGUGACUGAACAAAAAGUCAAAGUGCCAGAAUCAACCAAGGCCAGCUCCACGCAGUCACUAGCCACUCCUGGCUCUGUGUCUCCCAGCCCUGGCCCCACUCCACCAUCGUCCCCCUGCCCUGCAGCUGGGUUCGCUGUUCCUCCGGGUGGGAACAAUGCAAACCGGGCGGCUGUGGCCAACGGACAGCCCCCCACCGGAACUCAGCGCUAUAUGCCCAGAGAGGUGCCCCCACGAUUCCGCUGCCAGCAGGACCACAAAGUGCUUCUGAAGAGGGGCCAGCCACCACUGUCCUGCAUGCUGCUCGGGGGAGUGAGCGGUAGGGGAGACGCACCCCCUCUUUCACAGGGAGAUGCCCCCAAUGCAACCACAUCUGGAUCCACAGUUGCUGCUUCUUCAACUUAUGCAAAUUCCACAUGGGGGGUGGGCUCUGGCAGCCAGCCCCCUUCUCAGGGCUGGGAGAAGGUGAUAGUGGAUAAGAGUGACCUUGAAGAGUGGCCCAGCAUUGUGGGUGGGGAUAGAGUGGGUACCGAGGGAGCAGAGCUGGAUGGCCCCAACAACAGUAGUGCCUCACGGACUGACAAAUGCACCCAACAGCAUCUGAGGACAGGAGGAGCAAGAGCUGGGAGUUCAGACAGUCCCUCCACACCCCACUCUUCCCCCUCGUCACUCACUGAAUGUGUCCUGUCUGGUGUCGUGUGGGGCUCUUCCAGUCAGCCUGGAAUUGGAGUGGCCGCAACAGCAACAACAGAGGGGCCAGUGCUCAACAAUUCCAAAGUCUCCUUUCUUCCUGGGACUCAGGAGAGCCCUCUCAGUGGAAUUCCUGGUGCCAACUUCAACCCUAAUGCCAACCCUUCAGCCUGGCCUGCCCUUGUGCAGGAUGGAACGACAGGGGUUGGUGCAGCUACCACCGAAGUUGUGCCCUCAUCCAUCACAACAUCCUUCUCUGCCAGUACCACCCAUACUCAUCCACUCUCCUCUGUGAAUCAAGCUAGCUAUCAGCACCAACUCCAUGAAAUGCCUGCCAGGGAUGGAGAACAUCUCCAUGGGGACUGGGGGGGAUUGGGGCCGGAGCUUGGAGAAGGACCAAAUCAAGGAGGCAGAGACCUUGUGGACAGUGGGGUUGUUGGAGGGCGCGAGCAUCUCUCUGCCUCGUCAUCCUCCUCCACAACCUCUUCCUCUUCAUGGAGAGCUUUGCCUCCCCCCUCUAACCUCAACACAGGUGCCUCUAAGACUGAUGGGUGGGACAGAGUAGGGGGAGAUGCAGCUCAGGGGGAGGAGAAAGCUGGGUUGGCAGGAGAUGAGGAGUGGGUCAGGGGAAAUGAUGUUAGCUCAAAUACCCCAGUGGUAUCUCAGGGAGCAUGGGAUGGGGCUACAGAGGAGGGUUGGGGCGGUACACAGGGGUCGACAGAUGUCAGGGGUUCCAGCAACCCAGCAAUAGGAAGUAGCGGUGGAGGCGAGAGCAGCAGUGGAGGUAGCGGUGGUGGUGGCGGCAUAUCCCAGGAUUCUGCCUCACCAACAUUUGCUACUAUGACAACAGCUUGGGACAAUCAGAAAGGGGGUGAUGCUGUGGGGGAAUGGGCAGGUCAAGGUGGCAGAGGAAGUGGAGACCCCUCAUCCUCCAGUGGAGGAGGGUCCAGAGCUGGGAGUCACAAUCGGAACCAUGAGCAUUACCGCCACCGCUCCAGCAACACCCCCAACCCUGAAGUGGCCUUACAGAGCAUGCUCAGCCGGUCGGACCUGGAUCCCAGGGUGCUGUCUAACACUGGAUGGGGGCAGAUCCAGGUACAGCAGAAUGUGGCCUGGGACCUGGAUACAGGAGCAGAAAGUCCAAAUGAGGGAAGCAGUUCCCCUGCAUUUCCAUCUCAAGCUGUUAGUUCUACUGGUCGGGCAUCUACUUACCCCGCAAGCAACCGCACAAUGACUACUGAUCCAUCUGCUGGGGCCCAUAUGCCUACUAUGAUCACUGGUCCUGGCCCUGUACCUUCAAAGGGCGGCUGGGAUGACGAGUCAAAUUGUGCUCCACCAUCCAACAUGCAGAAUUCAGCUCCCUCCAGGAUGCCAGUGAAAGAUAUUGAUGGCAGCCAGGGAAAGACUAGUGGAGCCUGGGGUGACGUCAGUACUUCAGAGAGCCAUGGCAAAGGCUGGGGCAGUGAAGAGCAGGAGGGGAGAGACCGCAGAGGAGGCGGAGGAAGUAACUGGAGAGAUUUCGGAGAACAGGGUGGCGGAAGAGGGAGUAGCUGGGGAGGUGGUCAGGAGGAGAAGGGGACUGCAGGGGGUUGGAAAGAGAUGGGUAGGGAGGAAGGCGGAUGGGGACAAAGAGGGGGAGGCAACUGGGCGCAGCGUGAACCCAAGACAGUCAGUGGAGGCUGGGGGGAAGGGAGGGGCAGAGGUGAAGGCAACACGGACAAAGGAUCUUGGGGUAACAUAGAUGAGGGAGGCCCACAGAGGAGUUGGGGAAGUGGAGGGGACAUGGGCGGCAAACCGCACCAGGACUGGUGCAUGAAGCCGCAUUCACCACAGAUACCAAACAGCCAAGCGGCAACAUUGAAAGCCCCAAAUCAACAGCAACACCAAUCACAAACCCAACAGCCACCAGGAGUCUUGUGCAGGUCAGGAGGUCCUCCCACCCAGAAUCAGAACCAAAACUCGGGCUGGAAUGCUGGCCCCAUCCCUCAGAUCCCUGUUGGGCCUGCUGAGGCCCCUGAGCCCAGCGGGUGGGAGGAGCCCUCCCCUCAGUCCAUCAUCCGCAAGAUGGAGAUUGAUGAUGGCACUUCAGCCUGGGGCGAUCCCACCUGCUACAACAGCAAGAAUGUGAACCUGUGGGAUAAAAACAGUGCCCCCUCUGGUCAGCCACCACCACUUCAAGGCCAAACUCAACAGGGUACACCUACAUCCGUACAACAGCCACCACCAAGGAGACAGCAUGCGAUCCCAGCUAACCGGGACUCAAACCCUGGCAAUGCACCUGGAAUGGGCCCAGGUAUGUGGGGAGGCGGUGGCAACCUCGUUGGACAAUCUGUGGAUAAUGGCACUGCUUCCUGGGGGCAGACUUCUGAUGCACCAUCUGGCUGGGGAGACCCAGAUAACUCAAGCAAAACUGCUGGUUGGGGAAACCCCUCAUCUAAAUCUGGUUCAAAGUCUGUGCAAGAGAGCUGGGGCAAAGGAGAGGGCCCAGUUCCAGCCUCUCGACACUCCAGUUGGGAUGAGGAGGAGGACGUUGGUGGAGUUUGGAACAGCACAAGCUCACAGACCAGCAGCAACUACAACUCUGGUGGCUGGGGGCAAGGCCCCGGGGGAAAGAGAGGCAACAUCAAGGGUGGAGGUGGAGAGAACUGGAUGAACCCAAUGACACGACAAUUCCAAAAUAUGGGACUCAUGAAACAAGUCUCACUGUUGCACCUUGCUAUAGACCACCUACUGACUCCAGCUGUGCCCUGGACAACAUAUGGCGAGGACUUGAGUCUUGAUAAAAAGUUGGAAGGAGAUAAGAGAGGGAUGAACGACUACAGCUGUGAAAUGCGGAGAGGAGGAAGAGGUGGCGGAGGCUACCGUAUGCCCAGUUCCAAAGACAUGGGGCCUGGAGACAUGGGACCUUACAGUGACAAGAUGGGUGGUCAUGGUUUAUUUGGUGGCAGCGGUGGGAUGCCUCCGUCUCGGGGAAUACGCCAGUCUGGGAUGCAUCCCAUGAACCCCUCCCAAGGGUUACGCGGACAAGUCCCUCAUCAAUUCUUGUCUGCGCAGGUGCCGGGUCCCAUGCUAAAGCAGAUACCCUCUCCUGGCAGCAGUGUUGGAGGAGUAGGUGUCGGAGGAGGGGUGUUCCCACCUCAGCUCUCGCCACAGCAACUUGCCGUGCUUAGUAACAUUUACCCUCAUGUGCAGCAAUUCCACCUGGCUUGUCAGCUCCUUCUGCAGCAACAGCAGCAGCAGCAGCUCCUGCAGAACCAGAGGAAGUUGCCCCAGCCUAUACGCCAGCAGACUGAUCCACAGCAGCUGGCUAGGAUCAUGGCUAUUCUGCAACAACAGAGACAGCAACAACAACAGGGAGUGGUAGGCGGAGGCAUUGGGAGCUCCAAACUGUCCCCAUCUCUUGGAGGGGCACCAAAACAGCCGAUGGCAGACUCGAUGCCUCACCCUGGUAUGGGUGGGCCCUUGUCAGAUCUUCAUGCCAAAACACAGGCUAUGUACUCUGGUCUUGCUCCCGGAGGCAAUCUGUCUGGGCUGGAGCUGGGCUCCAUGGUGGGGGGAGUGAAGGAUGGAGGAGGGCAGCAGUCCCGCUUCAAAUGGAUGAUGGAGGGUCACUCUCCGGCCCCCUCUCCCCCAGAUACAGCCCAUCACAAGAAUGGUCCUUUACCCAUGCCCAUGAAAGUUCGAGAGGGCUCCCCAUAUUCACAGUAUGAGUUGCUCGGAGUUGAUGGGUUGGGAAUGACCCCUCAGGGCCCUUCUGACAACUGGCACCGUACCCCUGGAAGCAAGAUGGGCACAAUGACUGGGACAUCCAGCUGGCCCCCAGAGUUCCAGCCUGGAGUGCCCUGGAAAGGCAUCCAGAGUGCCGACCCGGAGUCGGACCCGUACAUGACCCCUGGCAGUGUGCUGGGCUCCCAUGGACCCUCCAGCCUCAGUGACUCUGACCACCAGUUACUGCGAGACAAUACAGGGCCAAACCCCUCCCUCAACACCUUGCUGCCUUCACCAGGUGCCUGGCCCUACAGUGCCUCAGACAACCCCCUUGGCAAUGCACACAGCACAGCAAAGUACUCUGACUACAAACCCAGCUGGCCCCCAGAGCCCAUUGGACACAAUAAGCCGUGGAAGACCAGUCGCAUCAGUUCCCAGCUGCCACGCCCCCCUCCUGGACUGACCAGUCAGAAACUGGCCUCGACAUCCCUAUGGGGCAGCGGAGCCCCGCGUUUGACCAGGGGCUGGGGAGAGGGCGGGGGCAGUCAAGAUUCAAGAUUUGGGACAGGCUCAGCGUGGAAUGAUGGUGUGGCCUCCAGAGGCAGCUGCUGGCUACUGCUCAGCAAUCUCACCCCUCAGAUUGACGGUUCCACACUACGGACUAUCUGUAUGCAGCACGGCCCCCUGCUGACCUUUCAUCUCGGCCUGACCCAGGGCAGCGCCCUGAUUCGUUACAGCACACGUCAGGAAGCAGCCAAGGCCCAGGGUGCACUGCACAUGUGUGUUCUGGGGAACACCACAAUCCUGGCAGAGUUUGUGAGUGAGGAGGAAGUGGCUCGCUAUUUUGCACAUUCCCAGGUUGGAGGUGCGGAGGCCAGCCCAGGGGCAGGGGCGGCCCAGGGCUCGUCAGGAACGCACACAGUGGUGGGCAACAGCGGAGGGGGCUCCCCGGGGAGUGAACGAGCAGCAAUUGGAGCAGGAAACAAUUUGGGUGGAAACAGCGGUGGAGGAGGGGUUCUGGGUAGUGUGGGGCCUUCCAGCUCCGGCUGGCAAAGUUUGGAUGGUACGGGCAGCUCUCCGGAGGCCACCUCAGCCCAAGGUCCUGGGCUUGGUAUUUUUGCUCAGUGGAGCGCCAAGGGGGUAGGGGGUGGGGUGGGACGGGUAGAGGCAGGGAGGUCUGGGCUCUGGGGUGGGGUGACCCCAGGUUACUCCAGCAGCAGCUUGUGGGGUGCACCCCAAAUGGAGGACAGGCACCAAAUGGGCAGCCCAGCUGCCCUGUUGCCUGGUGACCUGCUGGGAGGAGGGGCUGACUCCAUCUGACACACCUUCACAUAAGUAUAUAUUUAGACACACGACACACUGGGAAACACAAAUACAUAUAUAUAAGUGACUAAAUAUAACCACGUAAACACACACAUACAUAUAUAAAUGACUAAAUAUAUCCACGUAAACACACAAGCAGAAAUGUGAGACAUGCUUACACACAUUCUCAUGGCCAGACUUAAGCUAUUCUAUAAACAAAUGCAGGGACUGUUAGACGUGUAAGGCCUUUUUCCACAGAUGAAGAUUUCAACUGCUAGACUUGAACCUGAAAAAUUAGUCUGUCGGUCUGAGAGACUGGCUGGAUUGCAUUGUGCUUAGUAGGUGAUUUGAUGACAGACUUACAUGGACAUGCACACACCAAAUACAAACUAGCCUUUGGACAGAUGGGCACUGUAACAGCAUUACUCGCAUCAUAUAGGAAAACUAUGUGAUGCAGGACAACCUGCAGUUUCCAUUCAUGCCCCUUAUGGAGACUGAAUCAAAACAUGUGCAAACACACCGCUCUGAUUGAUGACAACUAUCUUAUUGUGUAUGUUAGUUUCUGUUUUGUAUGGUUGUUUUUAUUUUGAACAGUGGAAUACUGAAAUGUAAUUGUUCCUUUCAAAUGCUGACCUCCUACUGUUGUUUUUCUCUCAAUCACGUUUGUUACUGUUACUAUGAUAAUUGUUGAAACUCUGGCAGUAUGAGGGAACAUUGCAUUUCUCAGAGAGUGGGAUACUGUGUGUGUGCGUGUGAGAAGGAGACCAAGUGAUAAACCCCUGUGCGUGAAUGUGAGGAUAAUGUAGUGUGUAUGUUACUGCCUGUCAUGAUUAGUGUGCGAGGCUGCUUACAGAAGGUCUAAAAAUCUGUUUUGAGUACAUUCGGUAUACUGCUGACUGUGUUCAAGAACAUUGGCACUAAAUGCUUAGUUUUUUUUUCUCAUUUUAAGAUUAUUUUUUUUGCAGACUGUCUUUUUUAUUGUCCGAACUGCAAUAAUAAAUUUUAAUGAUACAAAGAGCUGAAGGCAUAUGUAUUGAGAAAAAGGACAUGCCAAAUCUUAUCAAACUGUGGAGUGGUGGGGGGUUGUUUACAAGACACAGAAAAGAGUUACCGUGUGUUUAUAUGUUUUGUUGUGUAUCGUUUUAAAUUAAGACAGGCUUUAACACUCCUGUUCAGUGUUUCGUUUUGAGAUUUUACAAAUAAAUUUAUUUAAACAGAGAACAAGAUUACUAAUAAAGAUGAAAGUAUUGGCUUCUA
Molecule: messenger RNA, 7358 nt
Organism: Oncorhynchus masou masou (cherry salmon)
Lineage: Eukaryota; Metazoa; Chordata; Actinopteri; Salmoniformes; Salmonidae
Product: trinucleotide repeat-containing gene 6B protein-like
Biological process (GO): miRNA-mediated post-transcriptional gene silencing; positive regulation of nuclear-transcribed mRNA poly(A) tail shortening
Cellular component (GO): nucleoplasm; P-body
Molecular function (GO): nucleic acid binding
Source: RefSeq, a predicted model, not a curated record